Molecule: messenger RNA, 380 nt
Organism: Drosophila nasuta
Lineage: Eukaryota; Metazoa; Arthropoda; Insecta; Diptera; Drosophilidae
Exons: 1
Coding region: 10-303 (97 amino acids)
Source: RefSeq, a predicted model, not a curated record
AGUCGCAGCAUGCUGUGUAGUCGAAGAGAGUUGUGCAUUCAAUUGCUUAUUGCUGCCUUAAUUAUCUCAAGAUAUUGUACGGGGAAAAUUGUCUUGGAUAUGGAACAGUCACGUCCGCUGGAUAUGGAAGACUAUUGUCGAACACUGGACAUAUUGCAGCCAGAAUACGAGCAAAGGAAUUGUGCUCAGAUCUUAGCGGAAGAGAAGGAGCUGACGAUGACCAGUGAACUGUUGAUGGACACCGAUCAGCGUUGCUGGUGGGGAUGGGAGCUCUUUGGACGACGUUGCCGCAAACGCGUUUAACUUAAAUCAUCGCUUAACUGUUGCAGCUCUUUGAGCCAUUGUACUUUUAGGAUUAAAUAAGAAUAUGUGGGAAAAUA